Molecule: messenger RNA, 9641 nt
Organism: Diuraphis noxia (Russian wheat aphid)
Lineage: Eukaryota; Metazoa; Arthropoda; Insecta; Hemiptera; Aphididae
Gene: apolpp
Product: retinoid- and fatty-acid binding glycoprotein apolipophorin
Biological process (GO): lipid transport
Molecular function (GO): lipid carrier activity
Source: RefSeq, a predicted model, not a curated record
AAAUGACAAAAAUACAACACUAGUGCAAGUUUCUCUAACCAGUUUGUUAUACUAGCUGUGUCAUUUUUUGGUAAUACGUAUUCUAAAACCUAUUGUCGUAAACUGGCGAAAAUUUUAGUGAAAUCAAAGCAUUAAUUGCACACAGUUUUUAAUCAUUCUAAAAGAAAAUUUACAAAAUAUCAGUACCUGCUGCAAAGAAAACAUCGUAUAAUUAAUUUGCUUGAUGCAUGUGAAACCAUAAGCUACGAGAACCAAAUUAAAUAAUUUGGUUAUAACUAUUUUUGAGUAAUCAUGGGAACACUUAUUAAGUUAUUCCUGCUAGCACUUGCAGUAGGAUUAGCUUCGUCUAACUUUUUGGAACCUAUAAAAACUUUUGUCAGGGAUUACGAAGAAAGUGCAGUAACAUGUUCUUCAAAAUGUACCGAUGGAAUUUCAAAUGGCAAUGUGGUGUUCGGCGAGAACAGAAGACAUAGCUAUUUGUUCAGUGGUAAGACCACCAUUAUUGCUCCAACUGACAGUGAACAGGGUAUAUCAGAAGUAUCUAUCAAAGGAGAUGUUAAUACCAUCGGAACAGAAAAAUGUGGCGUUAUAAUUUAUCUUAAGAAUCUUCAAAUAACUCAGGGAUCGAAGACUUACAGCAACGAAGAAUUACGAAAACUAGAGGGCAACCCUGUUCUGUUUUCUUACAACAACGGAAAAGUUGGUCAGAACAUUUGUUCGACAGCAGAUGAUUCUGCCGAAUCGAUGAAUUUAAAACGGGCGAUCAUUUCAUCUUUACAAAUAUCGUCAAUUCAAGGAAAUCAAAAAGAACUUUUAGAGACCGAUGUUCAAGGGACAUGUAAUACUAAAUAUUAUCCGGCUACAUUGUCCGAAUCGUUUUUUACAAUAAAUAAGGAAAAAAAUCUCAUCCAAUGCACGGGGCACGACAAAAUCAAUUUAAUGGCACAAUCGUAUCCGAUUGAUGAAGACUCUCCGUUCUCAACAGCCACCCAGCGUUCUGAAAUCAAAAUAAAAGACUCUACAUUAAUAUCUGUCACCAAUGAAGAGACAUUCAUUUAUCAACCAUUUGACGCAAUUGAUGUAGCAACUAGAAUAAUGGCAUCCAUGAGCUUGCAAUUGAAGAAAGUGAAAAUGAUUCAAUUAAAUAAGAAAAAUGACCUUCUAACACUGCUAAACAAAAGCCGAUCAAUUAUGUUUGAAAAACCAACUGGAGUAAUUGGAUCGGUAGAUGCGAAUGCGUUAGUAGCAGCAACACAAUCGGCUGUGACUAAACUCGACCCUAUAGUCCAUAUGGAUGGUGCUGAUAGUUUUUCAGUGUUAGUACAGUUAUUAAAAGUGGCAAAGAAGGAAGACAUACUUUCCGCGUUUAAUAAAAUUAUGAGCGGCAGCAGUGAACGUAUAAAUCCCGAAGUACCAGAGUCAAUUUUCAUAGAUGCUCUAAUGGCUGCCAAUAGUGGUGAAUCUAUUGAAGCCGCUGUAGAACUCAUAAAAAGUCAUCAAUUAAGCGAUUCACUAACUAUUUUAUGGUUUUAUAACCUAGCCAACGCAAAACAUCCUACCAAAGAGGCAGUGGUCAAAGCAUCAAACUUACUCAAUGACAGAGCUCUAAAAGAGGGCUAUCUGGGAGUCGGCGCUUUGUUAAGACAAUACCAACAAGAUACUCAUGACUAUACUAGUUCUGAAGUAAAAGAUACUUUGAGUAAUUUAGGAGAGCCAUUAAAGAAAGUGGGCUAUGGUUCAUUAUCAUCAAAUGAUGAAGACUUAAUUAUUGCUAGUCUUAAGGGUCUUGGCUAUGCGCAACACAUAAAUAGUGAUAUAGAAGAUUUAAUUAUUCAAAUUAUCAUGGAUAAAAAUACGAUUCAAAGGAUUAAAGCAGCAGCAUUGAAUAUGCUUAAAAUCUAUGCUGAGAAUUCAAAGGUGAUGAAAGCUUGUGAAAAUAUUUUCACCGACUACUUAGAAGACUCUGAACUACGUAUCUUAGCAUUUAAAGUAUUUUCCAUUGAUCCAUCCAACUACAAAGCAGCUGUUAUAAAAAAUGUAUUAGACGACAAAAAUACCCAACUUCAAAUUCGAGCUUACUUACUCAGCUACUUGAGUAAUUUACAGACGACCACAGACGAAAAUAAACUAAAUCAGAAGAGAUUUUAUGAAGGAAUUAAACCGAUGUCAUCAAAAAAAUCACUCGAUGAUAUUCUGCGUUACUCACAAAAUUUGAAUUAUUACCAUCAAUGCCCUAUGCUACACAGUGGAGUUUUGUUAGAUACAGAUGUUAUUUAUUCAUACAAAUCUUUUUUGGCUCGGUCUUCUUCGACAUCACUUAAAGCUUUUAUAUUUGGACGUAAACAUGACUUAAUGGAUAUUGAUGUCCGAGUUGAAAACUUGGAACCUUUAUUGGGAAAACUAUUUGGACCCGAAGGAUAUUUUGCAAAUAUUAAGGGAUCUACAUAUGAUAAUCUUAAAAAUUACGUAACUCAAGCAAUAAACUAUGCUAAAGGAGUACAGAAUAACGUAGAUUCAGAAUUGUCUUCUAAACAAGCUUGUGAAAAUAUACCUGAAGAAGAAAUGAAAAAAAUAUAUGUAGAUAUAACACUUAAAUUAUUUGGAAAAGAUCUUGGUUKGUUGUCAUUCCAAGGACGUGAAUGUCAAAUUACUUAUCAACAUAUAAUUGAUGCCGUACUGGAUAAUUUUGAUAAUUCAUUAGCCGAUAAAAAUAAUAUAGAACUGAAUAUAAGGAAACACAUACCAAUUAUCGAUUUCGAAAAGAAAUAUGCAACAUCUUCUGGACUUCCAGUUUCAUUAAAAAUCCAAGCUACGUCAGCUAUUAAAUUAAAUUUAUCUACAACAUUUGAUUUAAAUAGUUAUUUGAAAAAUCCAGGAAAUUCAAAUUUUACGUUCAGACUCAUGCCUAGCGGUUCACUUGUUUUUAACUCCUUAUUAACAAUAGAUGGAUAUACUGUUGAUGUCGGAUAUAAAAUAUCGUCCUCACUUCAUACAUCUACAGGAUCUCAUUUUUCAUUAGAGACGAUACAAAAUCAAAGUUUUAAAAUGGUUUAUGGACUUCCUUUGAAGGUUAUGGAUAUACUGUCUAUAAAAUCUGGAGCGUUUUCAGUAGUGCAAGAAAAAGGAAGUGAAUCUAAUGAAAUACCACUUAUGUCUACAAAUGUUGAUAGGCAAUCAUACACGAAAUCAAUUGAAAGUGUUAAGAAUACAGUAGGAUUGUCGUAUUUCAUUGAUUAUAAUUUUCCUUGGAACGGAGAGUUAAAAUCGUUACUACCAUUUUUUGGUUCAUCGUCAUUUUCUUUAAAAAUGUUUAAAGAUGAUGAAAACCUUACUGAAUAUGUUAUGAUUGGAAGUUAUGACUUAACGUCACCAAAGUUAAAACAUAUCAAGUUCAUAUUUGUUACACCGAAUACAAACAUCAAACGUGGCUUGCAGUUAGUCGUUGUUUAUGAUACUACAGCAAAUAAAACAUUAUUUGCAGAGUUUAAAACUCCAUCAACUAAAAAAAUCCUCCAAACGACAUUAGUUGAUUCCAAUGAACAAAAAACCAUAGAAGUUAAAUAUAUUGAUGGUUCCCAACAGCAUUAUUUUAGUGUUGGAGUAAAAUGUGAAGAGAUGGAUUCUGAAACAAUAAAAUAUUUACCAAUAUUCGAAGCUAAAAACUCUACAGAAUACAGAAAUCAUCUCAUACCCACGUUUGACGUAGAAGGGUACGUUCUCGUGCAACGUAAUACGAAUUCCGAUAGUAAUUAUCCAAGUAAAUUAACUUUAAGAGACGUUGCUAUUGUUACUGCCGAGAGCAGACAUUCUUUACAAGGGUCAUUAAGUUUUGAAAAUAACACAGUAUUAGGAGAUGUUAAUUUAACAGCCAAGAGUGUUACUAUUAACAUGAAUGGAUUUCUUAGUGGAGAUUAUCCGGUAUUACAAUUGGACUUAAUGUUAAAUAUGACUAGAAACGAACUAGCUAAUAAACAAUUAUUAUUGGAGACUGAUGAAAGCUAUGAUGGUUAUAGACCAAUGUCCAAACUCGUAGCUUUUCUAUAUAAAGUUAAGACUUUGAAUUUAUUUACAUCCCAAGAAUUGCAUAUUAAAACACCAUAUGUAUUCUUAAGUGAUAAUUAUAUCCGUUGGGACGAUGGAUAUAUUGAAGCAAAUUGUGACGUACUGUUUGAAAACAGUGAACUUACAACGCACGGAUAUAUUAUGACCUCCAAUCUGCUUGAUACGUCAAUGAAUGCUAAUAUCACUAUUCUGCCAAGUACCGAGGAUACGGGAAUAUUCGUUCUUGGGAUUUUAGAUCAUUCUCUUGUUUCGGAUCCAUCGUUUGCUGGACAUAGAGAUUUGAAAUAUAUUCAAAAUAAGAAUAAAGAUGGUAAUUAUUUUGAACUUAAUUUAGAAGAACCGAAAACACUUGGAAGGCAUCAUUUUAAUACAACACAUCAGUCUACAGAUGAUUUUUUGAAGUAUAAUAUUUACUAUGAUAUUAAUAAUGGUUCUACUUUUACGGUUGAUAUGAAUAUUUUAGCAGACGAUAUCACUUGUAAAAUUAAUUUUGAUUCUCCCAAUCCUGAAUAUAAGUCUUUUAUGAUGUUACAUGGCUGGUUAAAAACAAAAAAUACGUAUUUAUUUGAUACAAAAGUUUUGUGGCCUGGUGAUCAAUAUUCAAACUAUCUGAAUGCAAAUGGAAAUAUUUUUUUGAACGGACAUCAUACACAGAUGAUUGGAGACAUUGAUUUUCCAUUAGCGCAUUUAAAGAAUUUCCACAUAUCAGUAAAAUGUAAACCUAAUCCCGAAAAUGAAGAUGUUGGAUUUGCAACAGUUCGUUGCAUUUCUAAUGAAAAAGUUUUAUUAUCUGAAAAGUUCUUGUAUAAAUUAAUAAUGACCAAUGAUGGGUUAUAUGUGUCUGGAAAGAGUAUUUACGAUGAAUCACAGAAUGUCAAACCUAUUACUUUUCAUAUAAUAUAUAAAGGAUACGAUAAUGGAACACAAAUGGCGUAUAAAGUUUCAUUGAUACAUAAUAAUCAGCAAUUAACAUACAAAAAAUCUUUGCUUGUUAGUAAACACAUGUUGAAGUAUAAACAAAGUAACAAAAUAGAUGAUGAAGAACAAAAAAUAAUGAUGGAAUUAGAAUAUAAUAUAACAAAUGCAUGGAAUUGGUAUUAUAAAUUAAUAUCCGAAGUCGAUUCCCCAAAUGUUUUUCAUUAUUUGAUUAAUGAUGGCCAAAACGUGUUAAAAUUUAACUCCUAUAUUCAAUUUAGUAAUUACUCACUAGAUAAAGAGCAUACUCUUCAAAUUAUUUCAUCAGAAGGUGAAAUUGACUCGUAUAAAUUUAAAUGGCUUACAAACUAUGAAAAAACAGGAUUCGUGUUUUUAUAUAAAAAACGAGAAAUAAGGGGCUUAGCGCAUUAUAGUUUAAACGCUAUAGAUGGAGGAUACAAUUUUACUUAUUCGGGACAAACGUGGUUAGAUUAUAUUGCUAACCCAGAUUCGGAAAGCACCUUGUCAAUAGUUACUUACUAUUCCCUUGAUGAAGGACUUUCUGCAUUCAGUGACAUUAAUAUAUUUGUACCAUUGUUUAAUGAUAAGGAAAUGGUUGUCAAUACCUAUGUCCAAAUGUUUAAGAACUGGGAAAAUCCAUUAAGUAUUCAUUUAGAACUUGACAUUUUCCCCAAUAAAAAUCAAGCAUUAAAACUCCUUACUAGUUUGAACAGAACCAUUCAAGAUAGUGGAGUUUUGUAUUCUGCCUUGGUAUCAGCUCAAAGCGAUGGAAUGCAAUUAUAUUAUGCUUUAAAAGAUUCUAUAUAUGUUUCAAGGGAAAAAUGGGGAAAAUAUUUAGAUGCACGUUUUAUUGAUGCGGAUAAUAAUAUUAGACCAUUUGAAGUACAUUUUGAAUUAGUUCCUAGAGGAUUUGCCAACAAAAUUAACAUUUUUGAUAUUGCUUUGAUCGACGUCAAUUCGUCAAUUAUAGUCAAAGAUGGAGUUUUGAAUACACGUUCAGAAGUUAAGUACAAUGAUCGUCCGUAUUUCUUUGAAAUUUCGCUCACCUCAAAUCCUAAUUUCAAAUUUAUAAUGGGAUGGGAAAAUAAAACGGGAAGCCAUGAACAGCUGAUAGUCGAAGGUUCUAUUAAUAUGGAUGAGUCUGCGAUUAUAAGUGCUACUCGUAUACAAAACGAUGGUAAUGACGUCAUACCUGUGGGAUACAUUAAAAAAUCCUUAGAUAAAGAAAAUUGGUGGGAUACAAGUAACCAUUUGAGUAAAGAACAAUCUAACAAAAUUUGGCAAUCAUUAAAGGGACAGUUCAUUGAAAUAUUUAUAAAUGUACACAACAAUAUGGUAAAUAUAAUGUCUGUGGCCAAAAAUCAGCGUAAAUUACGAUUACAUGAAGCAAAAAAAGCCUAUCCACAAUAUCGUACAUUAAUGAAAUAUGCGAGCGACGAGCUUAAACAAAUACAUGAUGAAGUCUUAGAAGAUGAUUAUAUACUACAAAUACCAAUGUUGAUACAAAAUACCACAGAAGCUGUAUUUUCCGAUGUUAUCGAUUUUAUGAAUUAUAACAGUGACUACUUCAUAAGCUCGAUUAGACAUCUAAAUGAAUAUAUAAGAAAUUAUUCAAAGAAAAUAUAUAAGUAUUAUUCAGAUCGAACAAAUGUACUCUUGGAUAAGUUGGAGCAUAAAAUUGAUGAAUUAAUCAACCAAGUGGAGCUUACUUUACUGGACUUAUUUAAACAGUUAAAUCUAUAUACUGAUGAACCUGUGAAUGGUAUGCAGUCAUCAGAACCUCGUUCGGUCAAAGAGUACUAUAAUAAAAUUAUGGAUAAAUUCAUGAAAGGUAUUGAGAAACUUAAGGAUACAAUAGAUGAAAUUAAAGACUUGACAGAGAAUUAUAUGAAGAGUUUGCCACUUUAUGACAUGCUACGCGAUCAUAUUGAAAAAUUGAAAUCAUACCCUUACAAAGAGAAUGCGUGGGAAGAAAUACACAACUACUUGCAAGACCUAGAAAAGUCAGCUCCAACCAGAGAUUUUGCUAGUUUUGUCAAUGCUUUGGAUAACUAUAUAAAUAAUAUCAUUCAUGACAUACCGGUGAGCCAAAAAGAAAUAACAACCCUAAGGAAUAAAGGACUUAUAGUUGUGAAGUCGAUGAUAUUUGAUUUCUCAAAUUACGUAGAUCAUGAUAGAGCAAUGAAUAUUUUUAAUGCAUUACGUAAACUUACUACCUUUGGCCAAACUAUUCUUCACCUAGCCUCGCCAAACACAUUUAAAUAUCCAACCAAUGAAAAUCUAAUGUUAUUUGACUCUAAUAUGCAAUUGUAUCAUACCUAUUUGAAUCCGUCGAAUAUAAUGCCGCCGUUCGAUGCUCAUAGUGUUAUAAUCGACUUCACCAAUAUAAUUACUUACAACGGUAACCCCUACAGUUUUAUGCCAAACACCGGUUAUUAUACGUUGGUCGAAGAUUUUGUAAACAAGAAAUUUUCAAUACUUACUUAUUACGAGCAAAACAUUUUAAAAAAAAUAUCGAUUUCAGUUUAUAAUGGUGAAAAUUACAUAUUGCUUUCUGGAGGAAAUAUAACCAUUAAUGGCAAAGAUGCUGAUUUUCCAUUUAUGAAUGACAAUUUAAAAGCAUGGAAAGAUGUUUAUUUAUUUGGAAUUGACGUUGCUGUUGGUUUCAGUAUUAAAUGCACUUUGGAUUUAAAUAUUGUUCAAGUGUCUAUUAAUGGAUACUAUCAUGGUCAAGUGCAUGGUUUACUAGGAUCAAUGUAUCAAGAACCCAGAUUUGAUUUAAAACUACCAAACGGAGAAUUACCCGAUGAUAUAGCAUCAUUUUUGUUGGCGUAUGGACAAAAAGGAAACACCAAACCGAUUAAUAUCGAUUUAUCACAAACCGAUGUACCUCUAUGUUCCAGCUUGUUCUCUGGAACAUCUUCUCUAAAACCAUUCUUCCCAACAAUACCACCAGCAGCGUAUAGAGCGAUUUGCAAUCAAAUCGUUUCUACAGCUACAUCUGAAGCAGACACCUUGAAUAAAGCUUGUUUAGUGGCUAAAGCUUUUGUGAGCAUGGCAAGACAAAAAUAUAUGUUAAGUUGUAAUAUUCCGGAUAUGUGUAUAACAACUUCGAUACACGACCGUACAAUAGACGCGUCGACGAGUAUUCAGAUAUCUGAUCCAAGCGAUGAAGCAGAUAUAAUUAUUUUGUUCGAAGAGGUCCUAGAAAUUGAACAAACAUUUUCAGAUAUAUUGAAUCCUUUCAUAAAAAAAGUUACAAAUGACUUGAAAAGCAAAGGAAUAAAUAACGUCAAAUUUAUUAUUAUUGGAUACUCUGAAAAAAGUACAGAUUCUGAAGUGCAUAUGUAUUCAAUUAACGAUGACAAUGGCUACACAAAAUUAUUGAGUGACAUUCCGAAAUCGACAGAAUCUCAAACCACCGCCGAACCAGAGACAAGUUUACUGCAAUCUCAACUUAUGCAUUCGUUUAGAAAAGUUAUGGAUAAAAAUCCAAAAGACAAAGCAUACAGACUUUCGGCCGAUUAUCCGUUCAGAGCGAAUGCUAUGAAAGUCGUUUUGUCCAUCGCACAAUCUCUAUACAGUACGCAAGAAUCCUUAUCUCAAUACACGUUCAGCUACGUAACAUCAUGGUAUUUGAAACAAGGUAUCACGUUUUACUUGAUCGCCCCUAUCAAUUUGAAUGAUGCUACAGACGACGGAAUUUUCGGAGCGAGUGGUAUGAACAGAAUUUAUACAAAUACGUCACCGAAUGGUAAAUACAGUGAUGGCGUGUAUACUUUCGACCAAUCAUUAGAGACGAAUUUAGUGUUAGAUACGGGCGGGACCAUGUACGAUUCUCAAUUUUUCACCCAAAUUUCGAGUGCAAAAUUAGAGACAUUCUUGAAUUCGUUGUGYGGGACCAUUGUAGACARGUCCGUUAGUGAUAAAGUGAUCCAAAAAAGUUGUUCCAGUUCGUUGUACAAUGGAAUGAUGCCGUACACGAAGUGCGUGGUCAUCAAGAACUGAUACCGACGAAAACUUACCUAAUUUUUAGAAGGUGACACAUAAUAUUUAAUAUUUUUUAUUACUAUCAUACUCACACAUAACAAUUAUAAAUCUAUAACAUGUAACGCGUGAAAAACAGUUAAACAUAUUGGGAACGACCUUUUUUUUAGACUUCUCUGCUUUAAAAUUUCAUAAUAUUGAUGGGCAGUAGAAAAACGGGAAAGUAUGGACUUUUGCUAAUAUUAAUUCUGAAAAAUAGUGUAAUUCAUUUAUAAACGAUACUUCCCACAACUUAUCAUUCAUUCAUCAAAGUUGAAAGUUAUUUAUUGAUAAAUUCUGUCCUAAAUAGCACGAGUUCCGAUAAUUAUUAUCUUGAUUUUUACGCUGGCCCUGUAUUUUGUUUGUAUACAUUUUACCGCUUUUUACAUAACCAUAAUACCAGGGUACGUUUAUAAUGUUUAUACCGAAUACCGUUUACCGGGUGUYAAGUAUACCGGCCGGUUGUCUGCAACCAKCGUUCAAAUGUUUGAUUUAAUUUUAUUUUCGUUUACAGAUAGAUUCGCAAUAAUGUGUGUUUGGGUCAAAUGUAAUAUUUAAAUUUUAAACCAAUAAUUAUUCAUUAUUUUCUAGAUCAUAAAUAUGUAUCACCACAAAAA